Pelmatolapia mariae (spotted tilapia) is the source of this 2322-nucleotide messenger RNA. RefSeq names its product multifunctional protein ADE2-like. Gene Ontology annotation, molecular function: phosphoribosylaminoimidazolesuccinocarboxamide synthase activity. Gene Ontology annotation, cellular component: cytosol. The coding region runs from base 296 to 2056 and encodes 586 amino acids. Gene Ontology annotation, biological process: 'de novo' IMP biosynthetic process. The transcript is spliced from 12 exons. NCBI's taxonomy places the organism in Eukaryota, Metazoa, Chordata, Actinopteri, Cichliformes, Cichlidae. The record is from RefSeq and is a predicted model, not a curated record.
UCGAGCACACACAGACUCCAGCUCUGACCAAGUGGUCACAGUGUCGGACGCUGGUCGAAACUGGAGCGACCAAGAGGUGCGAGCCCUGAUCCAAGUCUGGUCCGAUGAGCGUAUACGCAGGAAGCUGGAGAGCUCAACCAGAAAGAGGGACAUCUUUGUCCAGAUCUCGAGCAGGUUACUGCAGCAAGGCAUCGACCGUGACUGGAAACAGUGCCACACUAAGUACAGGAACCUCAAGUAUCUCUACAGGUGCCUUCAAAGGGGCAAGACUGACGAAGCUGACCCGAGAUGCCUCAUGAAGUUCUACGAAGAAGUGGACUCCAUUAUGAAUCAGAGGACUAUCGACUCUCUGCAGGAACCAGGAGCAGAUUCAGACAGACUUACAAUAUCUGACAACUGUGAUGAGAAGAACAAGGUGGACGGCAAUUUGACAAAUUCUGACUUAUCAGUAACCAUCGAGGCAUCAAACACUUACGAGUCAGAGCGGCAUAAAAUCAAGGAGCAUCGUUUGGAUCAAGAACACAUGUUGAUGAGUGCUUCUGAGAGUGAGCUCGAUAAAGAGAAUACUACUGCAUCAAACAGAAGACUGAAGAGGAAAGCUGUGGAUGAAGACCCUGGACUGCACACAUCAGUGAAAAAGCUGAACCCUCUUGGCCCUGUUGUUGCUGACAGACUGCACACCCAGUGUAAAGAAGAGCAGGACCACAUCCCCAUAAUAAAGAUCAACUCAGUCUGUUCCAUGGCCUCCCCUGCUCCAUCGCCACAGGGCUGCUCAGGAUCCACGAGCACCAUGGCCUCCACCCCAGUGUUUAAAAUCGGCCAGAAGCUCAAUGAGGGCAAGACUAAACAGAUUUUCGAGCUGGUGGACCAGCCGGGACUGGUUCUAGUCCAGAUCACAGCUGGGAACGCCGUGAGGAAAGAUCAGAUGGAGGGCAAAGCUGCCAUUGCCAACAAAACCACGAGCUGCGUGUUCCAGCUGCUGCAGGAGUCUGGCAUUAAGACGGCCUUUGUUAAGCAGCACUCGGACACGGCGUUCAUCGCAGCGCACUGCCAGAUGAUACCCAUUGAGUGGGUGUGUCGCAGAGUGGCGACUGGAUCUUUCCUCAAGAGGAAUCCAGGAGUCAAAGAGGGCUACCGCUUUUCUCCUCUAAAGAUGGAGAUGUUCUUUAAAGAUGAUGCCAACAAUGAUCCUCAGUGGUCAGAGGAGCAGCUGCUGGAGGCCAAAUUGUGUGUGGCUGGGCUCACUAUUGGUCAGUGUGAGGUGGACAUAAUGAGUCGCAGCACUGUGGCCAUUUUUGAGAUAGUGGAGAAGGCCUGGGCCACUCAGAACUGCACCCUGGUGGACAUGAAGAUUGAAUUUGGCGUCAGUGUGAAAAGUGGAGAGAUUGUGCUCGCUGACGUGAUUGACAACGAUUCAUGGAGGCUUUGGCCAGCUGGAGAUCGGAGUCAGCAAAAAGACAAACAGGUGUACAGAGAGCUGAAGGAAGUGACCCCAGAGGCAAUGCAGAUGGUGAAGAGGAAUUUUGAGUGGGUCUCUGAAAGGGUCGAGUUGCUGCUGGAGCCCCAGGCAAGCAGCAGGGUGGUGCUUUUAAUGGGCUCCACCUCAGACGUGGCCCAUUGUGAAAAGAUAAGAAAGGCGUGCGCCUCCUACGGGCUCCCCUGUGUCCUCAGAGUCACCUCGGCACACAAGGGUCCAGAUGAGACGCUGCGCAUUAAAGCUGAAUAUGAAGGUGAUGGCGUACCCACUGUGUUCGUGGCUGUGGCUGGGAGGAGUAACGGCCUCGGCCCAGUGAUGUCUGGUAACACGGCUUACCCUGUGAUCAGCUGCCCUCCUCUCACUCCAGACUGGGGACCACAAGAUGUCUGGUCGUCCCUCCGCAUGCCAAGUGGUCUCGGCUGCUCCACCGUGUUGUCUCCUGAAGCUUGUGCUCAGUUUGCAGCGCAGAUCUUGGGGUUGAGGGACCACCUGGUGUGGUGCAAACUGAGGGCAUCCAUGCUCAACACCUGGGUGUCUCUCAAGCUGGCUGACAAGAAGUUCCAGGCCUGCAGCCUCUGAAGAGCCCAGCGUGCAUCACACUGAACAAAAGAGCUUUGGUCCAUUUAGCACCCUUGAAGCCAACUGCAGGACUGACAAUGACACAAUUCAUUUCAUUGAGGCCAAGUUUAUAACAUGGAACUGUUUCUAAUAGAUUUGUUAUAGUUUCUCAAUUUUAAUAGAAUUUUAUGGAAUUUUUUAAUUUGUUUAUUUAUUUUUGCCUGCAUGUUGUUGCUGCCUGUGUUUAAUUGUGUCAUUUUUGUAACUUGCUGCUGCCCAUCGUCAGG